AUGUUAGAGGUAUGCACUUUCUUCACCCUGCACUUCGAUGUACUCACCGUAUUCGUGGCAUCAUACCAUCAGGAUCAACUCAAGGAUCUUGAACUCCUGCUCUGUGACGCCCGGAUCGUGGUGGAACUGGCCGCGGCGAAUAACGAACCACUCACUGCACAAGAGCUCGCGGCUCUUCAAGUCAAGUGCGUCGAGUUGCAGAUUAAACAGGAGGCGGCACGCGCAUCGAACCAGUUGCAACAUAGUGACAUCACACUUCAAGAUCUCGAACUCGCGCUACUCACACAGCGGAUCAAGUGCGCUACCUUGGCUCUCAACGGCGCUAACGACGCCGACAGGCGUCUUGCCGAUCUGCGGGUUAAGCGCUCGGCGUUGCUCCUGUCACAGUGCAAGAAGCAUGCUCAGCACCCUUCCACUUCAGACACUUUGCGGUCGGCAUCUACUGCGGCAAUAACUAGCUUGAGCGACCCGGUAACGAGGCCUGUGCAUACGCCUUCUUGGGAUCCGGCACUCGUUCCCAAUGCCUCGUUUGAACUGACACCCGGCCUCUCGCGUGCUUCGCUUUCUCGGGACUCGUCACCUCACACUUCCUCAACGGGCUCUGUUCUUUUGGCGCCCGGUGUUCUCACCGACAAGCCCGUCAUACCUCACGGCAGCCCCAAUCCUACCGUGGCCAUCGACGACCGCAACGAAGAUGAACACACUGGCGGCGUCGAGCGCGAGCUCAUUGGGGAGGAUGUGCGCCAGCCCACGAGCAUUGUCCACGAGGCGCCGAAGCUUUGCAAGGACUUGACCGCUAUCAUCGACAUCGAUGAUGCCGGGGUGGCCCGCGCUCUUACCCCGCCGCACGCUCGGUCACACGGGAACACUCCCGAUGUCCUCUUGCAGGCCGACUGCGGCGACGACGCCUCUGCGCUGGGGGACGACGAUGCCCCGUUCAUGUUCGUGGGCUCUCCCCAUGCGCCCAGGACCGUGCUGGAGGCGCACGCGAACAAGUCGGGUUUGCCGCAGAAGACGCCUCCGAAGGCGCACACUAACAAGUCGAGUUUGCCUCUGAAGGCGCUAAUUAAUGCGUGCAAGUCGGAUUCGCCGCAGAAGACGCCUCCGAAGUUGAAUGCUAAACCUCACACAGCCGUAGGGGCCGGCCAACCAGGUCAGCCCAUACUGGUACACUAA
Peniophora sp. CBMAI 1063 is the source of this 1176-nucleotide messenger RNA. The record is from the annotation of a GenBank genome assembly. Lineage: Eukaryota; Fungi; Basidiomycota; Agaricomycetes; Russulales; Peniophoraceae.